Nymphaea colorata (pocket water lily) is the source of this 2668-nucleotide messenger RNA. Its product is annotated as probable zinc metallopeptidase EGY3, chloroplastic. The coding region runs from base 916 to 2601 and encodes 561 amino acids. The record is from RefSeq and is a predicted model, not a curated record. The transcript has 6 exons. NCBI's taxonomy places the organism in Eukaryota, Viridiplantae, Streptophyta, Magnoliopsida, Nymphaeales, Nymphaeaceae.
AAAGGGAAACAUGGACGAUCUCUCUUCAAUUUCUAAAAGGCCUGACACUUUCAAAACCAUUAAUGACCAAGGUUAGGGGCGCCCUGCUGAGUACCUGUCGAACUCAUGGCAGUUUCGGUUUUUGCGCAUGAUCACAGACAGUAGUUUUUUUGAGAUUGAACCAGAUAUUGCUGGAAAUCUUAUGCUGCCUUCGAGCAUUUACACCAGAGUCGCAAUGCUUUUGCUUUUGUCGGCAGGCAAGUUGAGGCUGGAGGUGAAAGAAAGACGGUAGAAAGCACAAAAUACUUAAGUUGUUCGUUUUCCUCUGUACUGAUCUGUGAGGUGCCUUUGUGCGAACUUUUUGUUGAGCAGCGGGUGAGAGCACCAGGAGACGAUCGAGUUUGCUCAGGUUGCUUUCAGAGUUUGGUCACAUGUACAGAUGGCUCUUCCAUGCGUGUUUUUGAGAUGCUUGUACUGGGAAGAUGAAAACUGCCGGAUAUUUUCCUGCGCAUUUAUAAGCAAUGAAGUGUGUGGCCUGCAUGCGUUGAUAGGAUCAGCCAGGGACUCAUCAUCUGUAAAUUUUCUUUGCCUUCCGGAGCGUUCCUCUGAAUUUGGACUGCUCUGUUUCUGCUUGCAAUUUGCACGACCACCUUAUUGGUUGUUCAUAUUCGCGUGUUAUCUUGCGAUUUCUAUGCAGAAGAAAAGAGAGACAGAGAGGGAGGAGGAGGGGGUGGGGAAGGAGGUAGGGUCUACUGCUUAGACACGUGGUGCCCAGAGGGAGAUGGCCUUUGGUAUCCUCUCGCUUCCACUUACCUUGCUCCAUCUUUAGAAACAUCCCGCCAUUUCUAGAGGCCUCUUCCCGCUGGUCAAAUAUCAAUCCGAUCUCGAGUCCGAUGGAGUAUCCGCUUCAAUUUGUUUCCUGCUCUUCAGGUAAAAAUGGUGGUGUUGUCGAUUUUCGCUUCUUCGCCAUGCCCCUUCAAAACCCAAUUCAUCAAACGCAUUCCUUCGAGCUACCCAUGUGCCAUUCAGAAGAAACCUGUGUCAAAUCUUCCAUUUUCCAGUUGCUCAAGAAGAACCUAUGUCAGAUUUUCGGAUCAAGAUCAUGAGGAACAAUCUCAAGCCCCUACAGUUUCCACAAUUUCAGACCCCAUUGAGGGUGAAACUGAAGGGAACUCUUCGGUAGAAACUGGAGAAGAACCGCAGAACACGGAAGAGGUGGACUGGAAGGUCGAUGAAGAAUUCAAGAGAUUUAUGGGUAGUCCUUCCGUUGAAGCAGCUAUCAAGCUUGAGAAGAAGCGAGCUGAGAGGAAACUCAAGGAACUCAGCAACGAAACAAAUAGUAAUCCUGUAGGCAGAUUCUUCUCCAAUGUUCUUCGUGACAGUGUUGAGAAAGAGAGAGAGAGCUUAGAAAAGGCACAAGAAACUUUCAAAGCCUUAGACCUUAACAAGCUGAAGAGCUGCUUUGGUUUUGAUACAUUCUUUGCUGUUGAUGUUCGGCGGUUUGGAGAUGGUGGAAUCUUCAUUGGUAAUUUGAGGAAACCCCCAGAGGAGGCCAUCCCCAAAUUGGAAAAGAAGUUAUCAGAAGCAGCAGGGAGAGAAGUAGUUGUGUGGUUGAUGCAAGAGGAAGCAGGUGACAUAAAGAAGCAGGUGUGCAUGGUGCAACCCAAAGUUGAGAUUGAUCUUCAAUUUGAGACCACGAAGCUGAGCACUCCAUGGGGAUAUGUUAGCGCCAUCGCCUUAUCUGUUGCAACUUUUGGAACUAUUGCAUUAAUGAGCGGCUUCUUCCUCAAGCCCGACGCUACUUUUGAGGACUAUGUUGCUAAUGUGCUUCCUCUUUUUGGUGGUUUCCUGACUAUUUUAGUGGUUUCUGAGAUUGCAACAAGAAUAACAGCGGCUAGCUAUGGAGUAGACCUGAGCCCAUCCUUUCUUGUACCAUCCAAUUGGACGGGUUGCCUGGGUGUUAUGAACAAUUAUGAGUCCCUUUUGCCUAACAAGAAGGCCCUUUUUGACAUUCCUGUUGCACGUACUGCAAGUGCUUAUUUGACAUCCCUGGCUCUGGCAAUUUCUGCUUUCGUGGCUGAUGGAAGCUUUAAUGGAGGCGACAAUGCCUUGUACAUAAGGCCACAGUUCUUCUAUAGCAACCCAUUGCUUUCUUUUAUCGAGUUCGUGAUCGGUCCUUACUCAGAUGAUCUGGGGAAUGUUCUGCCUAAUGCUGUUGAAGGACUUGGUGUGCCUGUUGAUCCCCUUGCUUUUGCUGGUCUUUUAGGAAUGGUGGUGACUUCUUUGAAUCUUCUACCUUGCGGACGACUUGAAGGUGGUCGAAUAGCUCAAGCUCUGUUUGGGCGAAAUGUGGCGGCAACAUUGUCCUUUGCAACAUCACUGCUGUUGGGCAUAGGUGGGCUUACUGGCAGUGUGCUUUGCUUGGCAUGGGGCUUGUUUGCAACCUUCUUCAGAGGUGGUGAAGAAAUACCUGCAAAGGAUGAAAUCACACCUAUAGGAGAUGACAGGUACGGUUGGGGCCUGGUACUGGCUGUUAUUUGCUUCCUCACUCUCUUCCCCAAUGGUGGAGGCACCUUCUCGAGUUCCUUCUUAAACCAACCGUUUUUCAGAGGAGAUAUGUAAAUAUAGCUGAAUGCUUGUGUAUUUUAUUGUUAUUCCGAUGAAAAUACGUCGUGGCAACUGUUAAAUC